CUCCCCUUGAGUUUCUUCUCAUCCCGCGUUCCUUUCGAUCCACUUUCUCAUUACUUCCUGAUCUUUCUGCGUUAUAUUUGAAUACGAUAAUGGGUUUUAGGGUUUGUUUUAUUUGUCACUGAAACGUUGCGAAGGAUCGGGAUCAGGCUGGUGAAAUUUUUGUAAGUCUACAACGUCGGUGUUCCAUCUGCUGCUUCUUGUGUCGAGAUGAAGAAUCACGAACGCUCGGCAAACUUAGCUCUUCUAGGUCUGACUUUGGCCCCACUUUUUGUUAAGGUUGAUCCCAAUCUAAAUGUAAUAUUGACAGCAUGCCUUACAGUGUAUGUUGGCUGUUACAGAUCAGUCAAGCCAACACCACCAUCUGAAACAAUGUCCAAUGAACAUGCCAUGCGCUUCCCCCUUGUCGGCAGUGCAAUGCUCCUGUCAUUGUUUUUGCUUUUCAAGUUUGUUUCAAAAGAAUUGGUCAACACUGUGCUCACAGGCUACUUCUUUGUGCUUGGGAUCAUCGCUUUUUCCGCUACUCUUGUGCCUUCAAUUAAGCGUUUUCUUCCAAGACAUUGGAAUGAUGACCUCAUUGUCUGGCAUACUCCAUAUUUCCAUUCUUUUUCAGUAGAGUUUACCAGGUCUCAGAUUGUGGCCUCUAUUCCAGGAACUUUUUUCUGUGUUUGGUACGCAUCUCGGAAGCACUGGCUUGCAAACAAUAUUUUAGGGAUUUCAUUCUCCAUUCAGGGCAUUGAGAUGCUAUCGUUGGGUUCGUUCAAGACGGGUGCCAUCCUCUUGGCUGGGCUUUUUGUAUACGAUAUAUUUUGGGUGUUCUUUACUCCAGUGAUGGUUAGCGUUGCCAAAUCGUUUGAUGCUCCGAUAAAGCUUCUGUUCCCCACAUCAGAUUCUGCAAGACCUUUUUCCAUGCUUGGGCUGGGUGAUAUUGUAAUACCUGGUAUUUUUGUUGCUUUGGCAUUGCGGUUUGAUGUUUCGAGGGGACUUCAAGGUCGUUAUUUUAACAGUGCUUUUUUGGGCUACACUGUUGGUUUGGUGCUUACAAUUUCUGUGAUGAACUGGUUUCAAGCUGCACAGCCAGCUCUACUUUAUAUUGUUCCCGCUGUUGUUGGAUUCGUAGCUAUUCACUGCUUGUGGAAUGGUGAAGUAAAGCAGCUUCUGGAGUAUAAUGAAUCUGCUGCUGCUGCUGAUCUGAAGAGUGAUUCCAAUGAGCUGGAUGGAGAAGGUAAAACCCGCAACAAAGAUGAGUAAUCCUUCUGCUUCGUUCUUCAAUUAAUCUGUUCUCAGCAUUAGACAAUACGAGGCUUAGAUGUAAUUAAUUCAAAAAAUUUCAGGAUGAGCUGAAGAUAAUUAUAUAAUUUUGUAAUUUAAUUAUCAAAUGCUUCCCUAUAACAAAUAUGAGUAUUUUUUAUUUAUUAUUAUUUUCCUGCUUC
Phalaenopsis equestris is the source of this 1430-nucleotide messenger RNA. Its product is annotated as signal peptide peptidase 1. Lineage: Eukaryota; Viridiplantae; Streptophyta; Magnoliopsida; Asparagales; Orchidaceae. Bases 208 to 1248 code for a protein of 346 amino acids. The record is from RefSeq and is a predicted model, not a curated record. Gene Ontology annotation, molecular function: aspartic endopeptidase activity, intramembrane cleaving. Gene Ontology annotation, biological process: membrane protein proteolysis. The transcript is spliced from 12 exons. Gene Ontology annotation, cellular component: lumenal side of endoplasmic reticulum membrane; cytoplasmic side of endoplasmic reticulum membrane; membrane.